This is a messenger RNA of Cynoglossus semilaevis (tongue sole), 1501 nucleotides long. RefSeq lists its product as uncharacterized. The transcript has a single exon. NCBI's taxonomy places the organism in Eukaryota, Metazoa, Chordata, Actinopteri, Pleuronectiformes, Cynoglossidae. The record is from RefSeq and is a predicted model, not a curated record. The coding region runs from base 313 to 1050 and encodes 245 amino acids.
UAUUGGGGGCCACUCCAUAGAUAGAUGGAUGGAUGGAAAGUAACUACAUUGUUUUGUGUGUGUGUGUGUAUAUACAUAUAUACUGUAUGUUUUUGCAUUCUGUGAGAUUAGAAGUGCCCACUUCCAGGCACGCCAAUGUUAGGCGAGGCCUAUUUUGUGAACAUUUGACUGAGCUACGUCAGUGACGCUAAGGCACUGUGUAGGAAGCACUGUGAUUGGACACUUGCUGCUCUUUAUGCAUGGAAACUCUCAUUUAAACUCGACUAUAUGGCAUAAUUUCCCCAGUAGGAAGUAGGAAGGGUGGAAGUUAAAAUGAAGAGAAUGGCUCCCAGCUUCCUCCUCCUCAUGGGCCUUUUCAAGGUAGCCCUCUGUGUCUUAUUUGGGAAACAUGUUCUUGUAGAGAGAAAAAUGAAUUGGUUUGAAGCCAGAGACUAUUGUAGACAACAUUUCACCGAUAUCAGCUCAGUUCACACCACGGAGGAUUUCAACGCAAUCACCAGCGCCACAAAUGAUAUGCAUGUCGUAUGGAUUGGUCUCUACAAAAGUGCCAAUGAUAUCUGGAAGUGGUCAGGAGGGGAAUCUGCAUCGGUCGUCAAUACAUCCGUUGAUGAUAGCAAAGUGAAAGGUAACAGUUGCGUGUCACACGACAAACACGGCUGGCAUGCACAGGACUGUAAUAAGGAUGCAUUUGAUUUCUCCUGUUUUGAAAGUAGUCUUAAAUUGGUGAAAGAAAAGAAAACAUGGGAGGAGGCGAUGCAAAACUGUCGCCAACAGGACAGUGAGCUGAUCAGCGUAACCUCAGAACCUACUCUGAUCCGUGCUCUGCAGACAAGCAGGGGAGUACGGAUGGAGCACCUGUGGAUCAGCCUGCGUCACCUAGCAGGCAGCUGGCUGUGGGUGGACAGGAACAGGAACAGUUAUGAGGCCGGCGUUGACGUGGCGAUGCCCAACUGCCCUGACGCCGGUAGUCACUGUGGGGCCCUAUCACUGAGGAGUGGCUACUUAGUGAACUUGGAUUGCACAAAGAAAUUCUACUUUCUGUGUUACUAAAGUCAUGAAGUGUUUGUGUAGUGUGUACUCUUGUACUUAGUGAAUAUGUGGUGUUUUGUUAUAGUUUUCAAAGUCAGUUAAGUAUGAGGUCAAUGUAGGAAAUAGACAUUAUUCUAGAAACUGGACCGUGCUUCUCUACUCAAGGCAUUCAAAUCAAAUUAGAUCUGAAUUAUUGUAAUGUAGUUCUGACUGAGCUCUUAAUGCUUUGUAUUAUUUCUAUAUACAACAUUCCUUUACAAUUAAACUCUAUAAUCACAGCUCAAAUGUUGGAUGAUCUCAAUUCACAAUAUGCAAUCUUCUGGGAUGCCGCUGUUUGAAAUCAUUUCUCCGUUGCGUUUGCCCACAAAAACAAACUUGACAAUGCUCUUAUCAACUACAAUAGUCAAUUAUUUUUAUACAGAAGUUAUAAAAACGAUUUGAUAGUAUACUCACAUAAAACCAAGCAAGCAAA